AUGAAUCUAGAAGAUUGGAGAGAUGAUGACGAAGUUGAAGGAUUGAAGGUGAGAAAUCUGACAUUCACUGUAUCAGUCAACUUGGCUAUCCUCACCAAGGACUCUCCAAACAGAGAAUCACAACGGUUGUACCCGGAAAGUAGACGAGGUGAGAGAUACUUGGUGGAUGCAGACGUCUUCAGCAAAGGCGUGCCUUACGCUCAUACUUUCUACACGACGGUCAGAUACUGCCUGAAAGCGGUAUCGAAAAACUGCACCUCGUUGGUUAUCACCGGCAAAGUUAAACAUAACAGCUCAUCGAGUUACAUCAGUAGAGCCAUUAUAGAUAAAUCAGCCAAGACUGUUCUGAUGGAAGGUUUUGUCGAUUUCAUGAACGUGUUAAAAAAUGAGAUAAGCCCGUCCUCUCCAAGCAGGAGAAACUCGCCCUCUUUACGUUCCAGUUACAGCCUUCCAAACGGUACUAAGAACCUCCGCGCAGAGUUUAGGGAAAGGAAAAGUUACUCUGAAUCCAGCUGUUCGGAGGACUCAGACUCAAAUUCAUCAUUUUUGGUGCCGUACCUACUGAAAACCAUUACACUUUUAUUAUUAGGCCUUUCUUUAUUCAACGUAUACCUGUACAGGCAAGUUUCAAAUUUAGAAUACAUCAUGCAGACGUUUUUAGAAUACGGAGAAAGGAAAAACUAUCUAUACUUGAAGAACAAUCUAUGAACAUUUAACCUAAUUUAUUCACUAUACUCUUUGUUUUUCAAUUUAAUCUUUUUAAUAUAAUCUAUUUUUUGGCUAAGGAACUUACCAUUAUAAAACAUAACAUCUAACUUAUUUUUUGUUUGCUUAUGAUAACCAUUGUUUGCGCAAAAGAUUAUUUAAAAAUUCUUUUUUAUAUGGUUCUAUUGGUUAAUAUCAUAG
Helobdella robusta is the source of this 906-nucleotide messenger RNA. RefSeq lists its product as hypothetical. The record is from RefSeq and is a predicted model, not a curated record. The coding region runs from base 1 to 708 and encodes 235 amino acids. Gene Ontology annotation, biological process: intracellular sterol transport. Gene Ontology annotation, molecular function: sterol binding; sterol transfer activity. Gene Ontology annotation, cellular component: endoplasmic reticulum membrane; endoplasmic reticulum-plasma membrane contact site; plasma membrane. Lineage: Eukaryota; Metazoa; Annelida; Clitellata; Rhynchobdellida; Glossiphoniidae. The transcript is spliced from 6 exons.